UUGACCUGUCUUUUCUCAUCGUUGGCCUUAGUUCUGGUCAUUCUCUACAUCGGACCCGCACUGGAAUAUCUCCCGAAAUGCAUUUUAUCGGCUAUGAUUAUUGUGUCACAAAGGGCUAUGUUUGCAAAAUUCGCUGAACUACGAGAACUUUGGCCCGUGUUCAAAGUCGAUUUCACUAUAUGGGUGAUGAGCAUGGUAUUGACAGUCUGCUUCGAUAUGGGAGAGGGACUACUUCUUGCCACAGGGUUCGCUGUCUUAACAACGAUAAUACGGAUGCAGAGGCCAAAAUGGCACUUUCUUUCCCGCGAUUCUGAAUCUGACAUUUUCAAAGAGACGAAGAAAAAACAUCUAGAGUUUGUGGGAGGAAAUGUAUGCGUAUUUCGCAUGGACGCACCGCUCAUUUUCACGAGUAUCGAUCGAUUCACAACGAAAGCUCGUGCAGCUUACAAAGGUAUGGCUCAUGAAGACCGAUGUCGACUAGUUAUUGACUGCAGUGGAUUCCCUUAUGUGGACUAUCUUGGUCUAACGACACUGAAAACAGUUGUAGCUGAUCUCAUCGCUGCCAACGUUCAGACGUACUUGGUAGUACAGAAAGGUAAUUACUAG
Molecule: messenger RNA, 606 nt
Organism: Cooperia oncophora
Lineage: Eukaryota; Metazoa; Nematoda; Chromadorea; Rhabditida; Trichostrongylidae
Source: the annotation of a GenBank genome assembly